Messenger RNA from Anoplopoma fimbria (sablefish), 2073 nucleotides. It is a transcript of the gene cyp20a1, whose product is annotated as cytochrome P450 20A1. Gene Ontology annotation, molecular function: monooxygenase activity; heme binding; iron ion binding. Gene Ontology annotation, cellular component: membrane. The record is from RefSeq and is a predicted model, not a curated record. The coding region runs from base 126 to 1514 and encodes 462 amino acids. Lineage: Eukaryota; Metazoa; Chordata; Actinopteri; Perciformes; Anoplopomatidae. The transcript is spliced from 13 exons.
GAUCCAGACCUUGCAGUCGAACGCAGAGCGACGAUCUCCCCUCCUGCACUGUUUCUGUUGACGUGGUUAACUGUGCCUGUUGCACAGAUAUUCAUGAGAAAAAGUUUGCAAAAAGUCGAGAAGUCAUGCUGGACUUUGCCAUCUUUGCCGUGACGUUUGUCAUCAUAUUGGUGGGCGCUGUGCUGUAUUUGUACCCGUCAUCCAGAAGGGCCUCUGGCAUCCCAGGUCUCAAUCCGACAGAUGAGAAAGAUGGGAACCUGCAGGACAUUGUGAGCAGAGGCAGUCUGCACGAGUUCCUCGUCAGUCUGCAUCAGGAGUUUGGGUCCGUGGCGUCGUUCUGGUUCGGAGGUAGACCGGUGGUCAGCCUGGGCUCUGUACACCAGCUACAGCAACACAUCAACCCCAACCACACCACUGACUCCUUUGAGACGAUGCUGAAGUCGUUGCUAGGUUACCAGUCAGGAAUGGGAGGCGGGGCCGCCGAGACAGUAAUAAGGAAAAAGGUGUACGAGAAUGCCAUCAACAACACGCUGAAGAACAACUUCCCUCUUGUGCUCAAGCUGGUGGAGGAGCUUGUGGGAAAGUGGAAGUCAUACCCGGACUCUCAGCAUACCCCGCUAUGUGCCCACCUGCUGGGUCUGGCCAUGAAGACUGUCACCCAGCUGGCUCUGGGCGAGAGCUUCGGAGACGACACUAAGGUCCUGUCCUUCCGCAAGAACCACGAUGCGAUCUGGUCAGAAAUUGGAAAAGGCUACUUGGAUGGCUCCCUGGAGAAGAGCUCCAGCAGGAAAGGACAUUAUGAGAAAGCUCUGUCAGAGAUGGAGUCCAUGCUGUUGUCAGUGGCAAAGGAGAGAAAAGCCCAGAGGAAGCAGACGGCAUUUGUAGACUCUCUGCUUCAGUCCAGCCUCACAGAGCGACAGAUCAUGGAGGACUGUAUGGUUUUCACUUUGGCUGGAUGCGUCAUCGCUGCGAACUUGUGCAUCUGGGCACUUCACUUCCUGUCCACCUCAGAGGAAGUUCAGGACAAACUGUACAAAGAGCUGGAUGAGGUUUUGGGUUCAGACCCAAUUUCCUUGGACAAAAUCCCUCAGCUCAGAUACUGCCAGCAGGUCCUCAACGAGACGGUGAGGACUGCCAAGCUGACCCCCGUCGCGGCUCGGCUUCAGGGAGUGGAGGGCAAAGUCGAUCAGCACGUCAUCCCCAAAGAGACUUUGGUCAUCUACGCUUUGGGAGUGGUCCUGCAGGAUUCUGACACCUGGAGCGCCCCAUACAGAUUUGUCCCGGAUCGAUUUGAGGAGGAAUCAGUCGAGAAGAGCUUUUGUCUGCUCGGGUUCUCAGGGAAUCAAACAUGCCCCGAGCUCAGGUUCGCCUACACUGUCGCUACUGUCCUGCUCAGCACGUUGGUGCGCCAGCUGAAGCUCCACCAGUUGAAGGGACAGCUCAUGGAGGUCCGAUCUGAGCUGGUAUCCACACCCAAAGACGAAACCUGGAUCACCGUCAGCAGAAGAAGCUAAUCUUCUGAAGAACUGACACGUUUGAUUUCUAGAUAACUAUUUGUCUUAAUUAAAGGAACAACCAGUAAAGUGUUUCCUUAAUGCCAGAUAGUUAAUUUAUCACUUUAACUUCAAUCUUUGAACAAUUUUUAUGGUAGUUGACACUUUUUGGAUUUAUACUCUUAAUUUGCAUCAUUCUUAAGUGCUUUUUCUCAAUUUGGUAGAUUUUUUUAUGUAGUCAUAGUAGCACCAUCACAGUUUUCCCAGUUGUCUUUUUGGUGCUUUUUUUUGUACAGUAAUCUGAGGCCUUAAGCACGUUAUCACCUUCACAGGAUAGUUUUGCACUUGUUGAAAUCUGUUAACAUGGGGAAUCUUUGUGGUUAAAUACUUACAAUGUAGAGGAAAACCACUUGUGCUACCAAACAUUUUUCUAUAAAUCCUAGAACAGCUGCUUUGAGUCAAAAUCCCCAUUAACAUGGGGGCUUGUUUGUCCAUUUAUAUGACCCAUGUGGCAUUUAGACAUUUCAUUCCCUUUAUAAACACUGUUGCAUCUGACAUAUUAUUAAAUAUGUUUGAUUUU